GUGCCGAGCGGCGUUCCCAGGUGCCGAGCAGCCCGGGAGCUGAAGCCGGGCAGGGUUCAGCUAUGCCGACACUAGCAGGAGCCCAGACUCCUUGGAGCAGCACCUGCUUCGCCCGCGCCAGGAGGGGAUCCCUGGGGACGGGGCUGCCCGGGGAUCCCCCGAGGGGGCCCGGCUGUGCCCGGAGAGGGUCCGCGGUGCUGGGCCCUGCCCGGCUCGGCUGGAGGCAUUCCCGGUGCAGCCCGGUGAGCGGGGACGUGCCUGCGCGGCCGUCCGCCCGGAGCCGCGGGGACGGGCGUGCCGGGGGGCUGCGUGUGUGUGUGCGUCUGCGGCCGCGGUGCUCGGCAGCCCGGGGAGGCCGACGGCAUCUCACCCUUCCCUCACUGGGCGCCCGGCCAGGCCCGCGUGAUGGGACGGGCCCCGGAGCCUGACGGCCUGCGGGGACGCGGCACGUGCCCGGCGCUGGCGGACGCAGCUGUCCCGGCGCGGCUGUUGGUGCACGGCGUGACUGGGGCGGCCGGGGCCGUCGCGGUGCUCAGCGGGGCCGGUGCUGGGGUGCCGAGGGACCCCCAGGAUGGCGGAGGCCCACCAGGCCGUGGCCUUCCAGUUCACCGUCACCCCCGACGGCUUCGACUUCCACCUCAGCCGCGAGGCCCUCAAGCAGCUCUACCUCGCGGGCGUCUACUCGUGGAAGAAGCGCUUGGUCUGCGCCAAGAACAGCUUCCUGAGCGGGGUCUACCCCGCGUCCCCCUCCAGCUGGAUGGUGGUGGUCAUGGCCACCGCCGGCUCCUUCUACUGCCAGCUCGACCCCUCCAUGGGGGUGAUCGCCCGCAUCCGCUGCUACCUGCCCGGCAGCCGCUUCCUGAGCUUGCAGAGCCGGACCGUGGUGAGCGCCGCGCUCUUCUCCACCGGCGUCUGGCUGGCGGCGGUGCUGCUCUGCCGGCACUCGCUCAAGCUGCUGCUCUCCUACCACGGCUGGAUGUUCGAGCCCCACGGCAAGAUGAGCCGCGGCACCAAGAUCUGGGCGGCGCUGGUGAAGGUGCUCUCCGGCCGCAAGCCCCUGCUCUACAGCUUCCAGAGCUCCCUGCCCAAGCUGCCCGUCCCGCCCGUGGAGGCCACCGUCACCAGGUACCUGGAGUCCGUGCGCCCGCUGAUGGACGAGGAGAAGUACCGUAGGAUGGAGGCCCUGGCCGAGGAGUUCAAGGAGAAGACGGCGCCCCAGCUGCAGAAGUACCUGGUCCUCAAGUCCUGGUGGACCACCAACUACGUCAGCGACUGGUGGGAGGAGUACAUCUACCUGCGGGGCCGCGGCCCGCUCAUGGUCAACAGCAACUACUACGCCAUGGAUUUCCUGUACGUGACGCCGAGCCGCGUGCAGGCGGCCCGGGCCGGCAACGCCGUGCACUCCAUGCUGCUGUACCGCCGCAAGCUGGACCGCGGCGAGCUGCCCCCCGUGAUGGCCCUGGGCCUGGUGCCCAUGUGCUCCUACCAGAUGGAGAGGAUGUUCAACACCACCCGCAUCCCCGGCAAGGACACGGACACGCUGCUGCACUUGCUGAACAGCAAGCACCUGGCCGUGUACCACCGGGGCCGCUUCUACAAGCUCUGGCUCUUCCACGGCGGCUCGCUGCUGCGGCCCCGCGACCUGGAGAUGCAGUUCCAGCGCAUCCUCGACGACCCCUCGCCCCCGCAGCCCGGCGAGGAGCGCCUGGCCGCCCUCACCGCCGGCGAAAGGGCGCCCUGGGCCGAGGCCCGGGCCAGGUUCUUCAGCUACGGCAGGAACAAGGUCUCCCUGGACGCCAUCGAGCGGGCGGCCUUCUUCCUGACGCUGGACGAGGAGGCGCAGGGCUACACGCCGGACCGGGCCGACUGCAUGGACGCCUACGCCAAGUCGCUGCUGCACGGGAAGUGCUACGACCGCUGGUUCGACAAGUCCUUCACCCUGGUGGUCUACAAGAACGGCAAGCUGGGCGCCAACGCCGAGCACUCGUGGGCCGACGCGCCCAUCGUCGGGCACCUCUGGGAGUUCAUGCUGGGCACAGACCAGUUCCAGCUGGGUUACGACGAGGGGGGCCACUGCCGCGGCGAGCCCAACACGCAGCUCGCGCCCCCCCAGCGCCUCCAGUGGGACAUUGCCCCGGAGUGCCAGGAGGCCAUCGAGAGGUCCUACCGCGUGGCCAAGGCGCUGGCGGACGACGUGGACUUCUGCUGCUUCCAGUUCUCCCAGUUCGGGAAGGGCCUCAUCAAGCAGUGCCGGACCAGCCCCGACGCCUUCAUCCAGCUGUCGCUGCAGCUGGCCCACUUCCGCGACAAGGGCUGCUUCUGCCUCACCUACGAGGCCUCCAUGACGCGGCUCUUCCGCCAGGGCCGCACGGAGACGGUGAGGUCCUGCACCGCCGAGUCGACGGCCUUCGUGCGGAGCAUGGCGGACGCCAGGCAGAGCCGCGCCGAGCGCAAGCGGCUCUUCACGCUGGCGGCCGACAAGCACCAGCACAUGUGCCGCAUGGCCAUGACCGGCGCCGGCAUCGACCGGCACCUCUUCUGCCUCUACGUGGUGUCCCGCUACCUGGGCGUGCGGUCGCCCUUCCUGGCGCAGGUGCUGGCCGAGCCCUGGCGCCUCUCCACCAGCCAGACCCCCCAGCAGCAGCUCAAGAUGUUCGACCUGGACAAGCACCCGGACCACGUCUCCACCGGCGGCGGCUUCGGGCCGGUCGCCGACGACGGCUACGGCGUCUCCUACAUCAUCGCUGGCGAGAACCUCAUCACCUUCCACGUGUCCAGCAAGCACUCCAGCGCCGAGACAGACUCCAAGCGCUUUGCCGGGCACAUCCGCCAGGCCAUGCUGGACAUCGCCGAGCUCUUCGACGUGCCGCCCCGGGCAGCGCGGAAGUGAGGCCGGGCACCGCGGGCACCGCGCAGCAGGGACCAGCCACCGGCCACCGGCCACCGGGCACCGGCCGAUGCCGCAGGGACCCCGCGGGGAGCGAGCUGCGGCGCGGGGGCAGGGGCCAGGGCCGUCUGUACCUGCAAAUGCUCCAUAAAGGUUGCUCGUGCCACACCA
Messenger RNA from Dromaius novaehollandiae (emu), 3058 nucleotides. RefSeq names its product carnitine palmitoyltransferase 1B (gene CPT1B). Gene Ontology annotation, biological process: fatty acid metabolic process; long-chain fatty acid transport; carnitine metabolic process. Gene Ontology annotation, cellular component: mitochondrion. The coding region runs from base 572 to 2890 and encodes 772 amino acids. The record is from RefSeq and is a predicted model, not a curated record. The transcript has 19 exons. NCBI's taxonomy places the organism in Eukaryota, Metazoa, Chordata, Aves, Casuariiformes, Dromaiidae. Gene Ontology annotation, molecular function: carnitine O-palmitoyltransferase activity.